UUAAUUCUGUUAGCUAUGUGUGGACGACGACUGCUGUUCUUGGCGGCCUUUGGCUGCCUUUUGGCCACCGCGUUUUCGCUUCCGGCGACCAGGAAUGAGGAGUUCGACGACGGUGUUCCCGAGUCCGAGUUCGACUACGAGGAGAGGCACACUAGGGAAAUUCCGGCGCAGGCCUAUGCCCCACCGGUCGUUUACAAUUCGCAGUCCAGCUACUCGCCGGCAAAGGAUCAAGGAUAUCCGGCUCCUGCCGCCCCGGUUUAUUCGCCUGCCGCCCCAUCGUAUUCAGCGCCCGCAUCCUCCAGCUAUUCAGCGCCUGCUGCCCCGUCGUAUUCGGCACCCGCAGCACCCAGCUAUUCAGCGCCAGCAGCACCCAGCUAUUCAGCACCUGCAUCCUCCAGCUAUUCAGCGCCGGCUGCCCCAUCGUAUUCAGCACCCGCAGCACCCAGCUACUCAGCCCCUGCCGCUCCAUCGUAUUCUGCACCUGCAGCACCCAGCUAUUCAGCACCUGCAGCUCAAAGCUAUUCAGCACCAGCAGCACCCAGCUAUUCAGCGCCUGCUGCUCCGUAUUCAGCACCCGCAGCACCCAGUUACUCAGCACCUGCAGCACCCAGCUACUCUGCGCCUGCUGCCCCAUCGUAUUCAGCGCAAAAGACAUCCUCGUACUCGGCUCCUGCCGCCCCAAGCUACCCCGCUCCGGCAGCUCCAGCAUCGUCGUAUUCAGCUCCGGCUGGUCCUUCAUAUUCGGCUCCUGCUGCACCCUCAUAUUCAGCUCCAUCUUACUCAGCGCCCGCCUCAAGUUAUUCGGCACCCAAGGCUUCAGCUUAUUCAGCUCCAGCCGCUCCAUCUUACUCCGCACCUGCAGCUCCUUUAUAUUCCUCUUCUGCUUCUCCUUCAUAUUCAUCGCCUGCAUCGUCAUCGUAUUCAGCGCCAGCUGCUCCGACUUAUUCAGUCCCUAAGGCUCAGUCGUACUCCGCUCCAGCCGCUCCAUCUUACUCAGCUCCUGCCGCUCCAUCUUAUUCAGCUCCUGCAUCUUCAUCUUAUUCGGCACCUGCUGCUCCAUCUUAUUCAGCUCCUGCAUCCCAAUCUUAUUCAGCUCCUGCCGCUCCAUCGUAUUCAGCACCUGCAUCAUCUGGAUAUUCAGCAGCGCGAGCGUAUUCAGCAGGCUCUGCAGCACCAGCUUCUGGCUAUUCAGCACCAAAGGCUUCUUCCGGUUACUCAGCACCAAAGGCCUCUUCCGGUUACUCAGCGCAUGCAUCGUCUGGAUCACCAGCUGCUUCAUCGUACUCAGCUCCUGCAUCCUCGUCCGCAUCCUCUGGCUAUUCAGCGCCCGCGUCGAAGUCCUCGGGUUACGCUCGCUCCGAAAUGGAUCAUCAGAUCCUUGGUAUGGCGAGGACCGCUGGCGGCUACGGAUCAGCCGCACCUUCUCCAGCUUAUGGUGGAGCCUCCCUUCCCUCACCGCCGUGUCCCAAAAGCUAUGUGUUCAGCUGCUCGAGCGUUUUUACUCCAGCGCCGUGCAGUCAGGGAUAUGGUUACUGAAUGCAAAUCCAAAGCUCCUGGCCAAACUGACUUGAAAACGAGAUUAAUAAAAUGCGAAUUAUGUGUGAAA
Drosophila sechellia is the source of this 1606-nucleotide messenger RNA. It is a transcript of the gene Vml, whose product is annotated as Vitelline membrane-like. NCBI's taxonomy places the organism in Eukaryota, Metazoa, Arthropoda, Insecta, Diptera, Drosophilidae. The transcript has a single exon. The record is from RefSeq and is a predicted model, not a curated record. The coding region runs from base 16 to 1536 and encodes 506 amino acids.